UCUCUCUUUCUCAUCAAAACAAAACUAUCUUCUGAACGCAAAACAUGAACACUAACAGUACCCUACUGUUGUCUCUCCUCAUCUUCUCCACCCUCCUCCACUCUUCUCUCUCUGAUCUCUGCAACCCAAAUGACAAACAGGUUCUUCUCAAGAUAAAAAAAGCCCUUAACAACCCUUACAUACUCGCUUCUUGGAACCCAGAUACAGACUGUUGUAACUGGUACUGUGUCGCUUGUGAUCUCACCACUAACCGCAUUAACUCUCUCACCAUCUUCUCCGGAGAUCUCCCCGGUCAAAUCCCUGCUGAAGUCGGUGAUCUUCCUUACCUUGAAACUCUAGAGUUUCAUAAGCUAACCAACCUCACUGGCCCUAUACAACCCUCCAUUGUCAAACUCAAGAACCUCAAGUUUCUACGUCUUAGCUGGACAUAUCUGUCUGGUUCAGUACCAGACUUCCUUAGCCAACUCAACAACUUAACAUUCUUGGAUCUUUCUUUUAACAAUCUUUCUGGCUCAAUCCCCAGUUCCCUUUCCAAGUUGCAAAAUCUUGGUGCUCUUCAUUUGGAUAGAAACAAGCUUACGGGUCCAAUCCCAGACUCUUUUGGUGCAUUCAAUGGCCAAGUACCAUCGCUCUACUUGUCACACAACCAGCUCUCUGGUAAAAUACCUCCCUCUUUAGGCAACAUGGAUUUUAACGUCAUUGAUUUGUCUAGGAACAAACUUGAAGGCGAUGCUUCGUUUUUGUUCGGGAUAAACAAGACAACUCAGCAACUGGACGUUUCUAGAAACCUGUUGGCGUUUAAUCUGUCAAAGGUUGAGUUUCCGACGAGCUUGACAUCGUUGGACCUGAAUCACAACAAGAUCUUCGGGAGCAUUCCAACGCAACUGACUUCAGUGGAUUUACAGUUCUUUAAUGUAAGUUAUAACAGGUUGUGUGGGCAGAUUCCUGUAGGAGGGAAGUUGCAGAGCUUCGACAAUUCGACGUAUUUUCAUAACAAGUGUUUGUGUGGCGCGCCGCUUGCAGGCUGCAAGUGAGUGCAGUAACUGGAAAGCAGACGGCUUGAUAGUUAAAGGCCGAUGGAUCCAUUCGCAUCCUUGGGCAAUCUUCCAUUUUUUUCAAUUCCAGUAAUUUACUAUUGUGAUCUGUUUUGGGGUAUUGGUUGAAUGAUUAAAAUAAAAAACGGAUUGGCUUCAAAA
Molecule: messenger RNA, 1196 nt
Organism: Pistacia vera
Lineage: Eukaryota; Viridiplantae; Streptophyta; Magnoliopsida; Sapindales; Anacardiaceae
Product: polygalacturonase inhibitor-like
Exons: 1
Coding region: 45-1034 (329 amino acids)
Molecular function (GO): protein binding
Source: RefSeq, a predicted model, not a curated record